AUGUCCGCUUUCUGCCUAGACCUGCAGACGUCCGCCGUGGUUUCAGCACCACUGGAGCUGGACAGCGACUGCAUGGAGCCCCGGGCCAGCCCUGCAGCUCAGGAGCCGGGCGGCUUUCAGGGUCACCCGUUGCGGCACACCGGCUCCGGAGGCCUCGGCAUGGCCUUAGAGGAGGAACUGGCCAUGCUUACCGGGGAGCGGGACGACGAGAAGCAGCUGUCGGACCUAGAGACGCCUGCAGACUUGUUGUCGCUCUUCCGUCAAAAGGAAAAAGACUUGGUUUUAGCUGCUAAACUCGGCAAAGCGCUGCUCGAGAGAAACCAAGACUUGACCAAGCAAUAUGAGAAAAUGCACAAAGAUCUCAACGAGAAAUUAGAGCACUUGGAGCAGGAGAAGCACGAGUUGCGUCGGCGUCUGGAAAGUCGAGAGGGGGAGUGGGAGGGCCGUGUGGCCGAGCUGGAGACGGACGUCCAGCAGCUGCAGGGUGAGCUGGAGCGCCACCAGGUCCAGCUGAGGGAGGCCGACAGAGACAAGACCAAGGCCAUCAGUGAGCUCUCUGAACAGAACCAUAGACUGCUGGAGCAACUCAGUAGGGCUGCGGAGGUGGAGAGGCAGCUGUCCACUCAGGUCCAUUCAUUACGGGACGACUUCAGGGAGAAGAGUAUGUCUACAAGCCAGCACAUGACACGACUAGAGACUCUACAGGCUGAGCAAGGGCUAGAAAUUCAGAUGCUGUCGGAGAGGAAGAUGGAGCUGGAACGUCGGGUGCACGCCAUGCUGGAGGAGAACGAGCUGCUGCAAAAUACAGUGGAGGACCUCAGAGAGAGGACGCUAGUGUUGGAGAGGCAGAGUCACGAGAAGGAUCUACAGUUACGGCAGAGCCAGCUGGAGCUCCAGGAGGUACAGAUGUCCCACCGGCAGCUGACUGCCCGGCUGGAGGAGCUGACGGAGGAGCACAGCCUCCAAAGCCUCACCCCGCACCCGUCCAGCCUCCUGUGUGAGAUAGAACAGAGCAUGGAGCAGGAGGAGCAGGAGCAGGAGAGAGAGCAGCUGCGUAUUCAGCUGUGGGAGGCUUACUGUGAAGUCCGCUCACUCUGCUCCCAUCUCCGGGGAAACGACGUCACAGACUCGGCGCUGUCCACUGACUCUUCCAUGGACGAAUCCUCGGAGACGUCCUCAGCCAAGGAUGUGCCUACAGGGAGCCUCCACACCAGCCUGCUAGAACUACGGAGGCUAACGCAAAAUCUGCUGGAUGGCAACGAGUCUACGGGCUCGCGGCGCAGUGAUGAGGAGGCUCUGGAGGAGCAGGUGAGGAAGCUGGGAGAGGAGCUGAGGGAAGUCAGAGAGCUGUACGAGGCUGAGCAGGACAAAGCACGCAGCAGUGAAGAGGAGGUGCUACAGCUGCACAAUCAGAUGGCGCUGCUGUCUGUAGAGAUGUGCUCUCUCCGGGAGGAGAACGAGCGGAUGAAGACGAUGGCUGAAAUACGAGAACCCAGCGAGCAGCUCCAGAGUGCUAUUAGAGACAGAGAUGACGCCAUAGCCAAGAAGAAAGCGGUGGAGAUGGAGCUGGCCAAAUGUAAAAUAGACAUCAUGUCUCUGAACAGCCAGCUCUUGGACGCCAUCCAGCAGAAGCUCAACCUGUCGCAGCAGCUGGAGGCUUGGCAGCCAGGAUGAGUGGCGCUCGGCACCUUCCUCGCUGUCGGGGUCGUCGAGGGCCCAUGGCGGUACGUCCUCCAGACGAGCUCACCGCAUCUCCGACCGGGACAAGAGACUUUUCUCUUUUUUCAAAAAGAGCUGAGGCCCAUUGGACUGGCCCUGAGCAUGGCAGACAGACAGAGACAGACGAGGCGAGGGAGACGGAGGGAGUGACAUCACAGUUACAGGGGGUAACAACAGCCAAAGAUGGGCAGUGGCAUACACUGAGGUUUUUUGAGGGGGGGGGGGGGGGGGUCAUUUUGCACUUUAUCUGUCCCAUUACUCUUCUCUUCACUGAUUAAUUGGUGACUGCUGACAAUGAGAGAUAGAAAUAUAAGAAUAGGACUUCCCCAGAGGCUUUGGCUUUAGCCCUUCUUAUAGAAAGCUAUCAGUCUUACAGAAUGUGAACAGGGUCACAAAGUUUACCUCCAAAGAGGAAGGGUUCCUUGUAGUGCCUACAACCAUCUCUACUAGCCCACUGCCAACUCUGUAGAGAGGGAACAUAUGUUAUGUACAAACUGUAUGCAUCCCAGUUAUCAGGCCAAGGAGUCUGGGGAAAGACAGGUGUAUGUAUGGGACACUGUUGGAUUGAGGGAAAAAGAUGAGGAUAGCAGGACAGAGCUCUACGUCAGACAUAGCAGCAUGGGAACCCUCCUCCGGGUACAGAGCAGUGAUGCUGCAGCCAGCCAUGUGUGAUCUCUCAGGUUUAUUCAUUUGUUCAGGAGUCGUCCACAACAUGAGGCAACCACAUGAUGUAGGAGGCCCACAGUGUGCUGUAUAUCUGACAAAACAAAUGACAAGAAGAAUGCUUAUUUUCUUACUGACAGGCGUGCAGGUUCUUCAUUUUACAGUGAGGAUUUACCCCAAGCCCAAACUUACAAUCAAAAAGAGAA
Messenger RNA from Morone saxatilis (striped sea-bass), 2588 nucleotides. It is a transcript of the gene bicdl1, whose product is annotated as BICD family like cargo adaptor 1. NCBI's taxonomy places the organism in Eukaryota, Metazoa, Chordata, Actinopteri, Moronidae. The record is from RefSeq and is a predicted model, not a curated record. Gene Ontology annotation, biological process: vesicle transport along microtubule; Golgi to secretory granule transport.